This is a messenger RNA of Brassica rapa (field mustard), 3535 nucleotides long. RefSeq lists its product as uncharacterized. Lineage: Eukaryota; Viridiplantae; Streptophyta; Magnoliopsida; Brassicales; Brassicaceae. The record is from RefSeq and is a predicted model, not a curated record.
GAAGCUAAUAAAGAUCUGGAUGACAUGGCCGAUUUAUCCAAGAGAGGUUAUAAGUUUAAAAUUAGAGAUUGGCGAAACAUGUCAGUAGACCUAUACGGUGCUAAUGAAGAAAUAAGAAGAGCAUCUUUACUGUUUGGGAAUGGAGGGAUGAGUCAAGCUUCUACUUCGUAUCAGGAGGAGUCUUUGGAAUCAAAGAUCAACAGAAUCAGCGAGAUGGUGGGAGAUAAUUUAAGGAUCAUGAACGAUCGUUUGUGUUUGAUUGAAAAAGACAGGAAACAGAUUAAAGAACGUGUGACAAACCUAGAGAAACUACAAAGAGUUACUUCAUAUGAAACUCCAAACAAUGAGACUGACACAACUCCAUUUCAUGAGACGGCUUCCAGACAAGGUGAAGCCAAUGCAGAUCAAGCAGAUGAACAACUUAACAAUGAGGAUACACGAGAGCCUAUGAAUGAGAUCACGAAAGAGACACCUGGUUCUCCAAUAGCUCAACAGAAUAUUGAGACUCCAGUCCUUACUCCAAUUCAGACGCAGCAGGAGACUCACGAGCUUAUGAAUGAGAUCAUUUCACCAAACAUUUCCGACACACAGCCAAAUACCCGAGCUCGCAGAAAUCUUUUAACAGAGCAAAAUAAGGAUGUAGAAAGCAGAGUUCAAAAUCCCUUUGAGAUCGGAGCAAAUGUGGAGAUUUCAUCACAAGAUGACAAUACUUGUCAUAAAUGGUAUCCAGGAAAUGUGUUGGCAACAUAUUUGGUUGAUGGGGUUGAGAUGGUGAAAGUUGAGUACUUCGUCCCGUCUCUGGACGAAAAGAAGAGGAAAAGGAGUGUUGAGACACGUGUAUCAAUUGACAGAAUACGUCCUCAACCACCACCUGAGAGAUCUGGAGCGAAGAAAAGUUAUGAGCUAAUGCAGGACGUGGAGGCGUUCGACAAUGGUGCCUGGUGCGCUGGAAAAGUUAAAGUCAUUUUGUUUGAUGGCUCGUGUUUUGUCUCUUUGAACAAUUCUAAAGAACAAAUUUACUUCCACCAUUCUGAGAUGCGAAAACCAAGAAAAUGGGUAGAUGGUGUUUGGGAGAUGACAAAAAAGAUGGAAGAAGAGCAGACGCAGAGUGUGAAUCCAAGUGAAGGAGAUGGUGAUAAAAAGGGGAAGGCGAAGGCUGUCGCUUGUAAGAAAAAUGAAGCAGCUGGUCCAUCAGAAGAUGGUGUUGGGAAAAUGGCAAAAGAGAUGGAAGUAAAGCAGGGUAAGAGUGUGAAACCAAGUCAAGACGAUCAUGCAAAAAAGGGGAAGCCACAUGUUGGUAAGAAGAAGAAAGCAAAUGCUCAGCCAGUAGAUUUGCUUCCUUUUCUACAGCGAGAAGAGAAGAGGCCAAUACGACCUAGAAACCCUCCUAUACCUGUAACACCUGAGGUAAUCCUUCCAAUUGAUCCAUUUGUGACACCUGAAUUUCCUCGGUUUUCAAGGCUUGCACACUGGAUGGAUCUACGGGGCAUAUAUCGUGUACCGUUUUAUAUCAAUGGAAAAGAAAUUGAAAAAGAGUUCUUUCAAAAAAUGGACGAUGCAGAAAACAAUCUCAACAAAGAGCACAUAAAUGUUGCAUUUGAAAUGCUAAAUUGUAAGAGGGUUGAGCAAGGUGCUUGGUUCCGCAACAACAAUCUUCCAGCAGCAUGCUUUGUACCAGUCAAAUUCUUAGAAGUGGUUGGGUACGCUUAUGAAUCUGUCAGGAAGCCACAUAAGAAAAAAAAAAGUUAUUGGAGGGCUGUGUAGGCGAACUUGUGAAAGGUUUAAUACAUCCAAAGAAGGUAUGGCUGGAAGAUGUUGAUGUUAUAUAUGGUGUCAUUGAAGAUAAGUUGAGCUGUCACUAUAUUGGGGUGGAGAUACAAUUGAUGGACAACACAAUCACACUCUUCCAUUGUGGUCUUCCAAAAGCAAAUAUCAAACGUGCUCUUAAUCAAAUCCAAGAACUGGCAGGUAAAAAUAUUAGCUAAUUUAGAAAAUAAAAGUUUGUCACUUGCUGCUUGUGAUUGUGAUGCAUUUUUACAUAUUCAUUUUGUUGUCUGUUGGUGAUUGAUUUAUUGUAUAAUUUUGGGUAUUUAUGACAGUGUUGAUUAGUGCCAUAAAGAUGGAACUUCUUGGUGAAGAGGUUAAUUUCGAAGAUAUCAGUCCAUUUGAAGUUAAGUUUGCAGAAGGGCUUCCAAAGACAAAAUUUCCAUACAACUGUGGUAUUUUUGUUGUGAAGAUGCUGGAAUGCAGGUCACUGGGAUUGAAGAGCAUGGCUAAUAUAAAUGAUGAAACUGCGAUGGACUUACGAAGCAAGCUAUGUUGUGAGAUCUUCGACCAGUUUAUGGAUAAAGAUUUCCAGGAAGGUCAAAGGAAGUGAAAAUGUCAUAUUUGUUCUGUUUUCUACACUGUUUUUCUACUUUGAUAUUAAUUAUCCCUAACGUUUAAGUUUAAGUUUGUAAUGAAUUAUCCCUAACGUUUUUUUCAUUUAGAUUGUUAUUGAAAAAUUUUUAGGAUGUAUUGAUGAAUUGUCAAAUGCUUAUGGUACUUUUAGGAUGGGUUUCCAGAAAAAGAGUGAGAAAGCAAAAUGCACCAAAGCCUAGCAUAUUCCUUUAAAGUUUACAAAAAAAAUGAAAAAGAAAGUGAUCCGAUGUUGAUUGAACUCGUGAACUCUCGAAAGAUGAAUCAAAGUGUGCAGCCGCUGUGCCAAGGGUGUUAUACUUGCCAAAAGAUAUAAUAAAACGAUAAUAACUUGUAACUUUUGAAUAUUUAAUUAAAAACAGAAAAAAGUGAAAAUAUACACAACGGGAAUCGAACACGGCUUAUUGUGUGAUAAGGGUACACUAAGAGUAGAAGGGCUUGCCACUAGGCUAUGGUGGAUAUUCGAUAUCAGAGUAAAUGUGAACUUAUUUAUUCACAGACGAUAGAUUUAUAUGAUCUGGAUAUCAUUUUAAGUAUUCAGGAUAGCUUUCCAAAAACAAAUUCCUUUAAAGUUUACAAAAAAAAAAUGAAAAAGAAUGUGAUCUGAUGUUGAUUGAACUCGUGAACUCUCGAUAGAUUAAUCCAAGUGUGCAGCCGUUGUACCAAGGGUCUUAUACUUGCCAAAAGCUACAAUAAAACGAAAAUAACGUUUGAAUAUUUAAUUAAAAACAAAAAAAAAUGUGAGUAUACACAACGGGGAUCGAACACGACUUAUUGUGUGAUAAGGGUACACUAAGAGUAGAAGGGCUUGCCACUAGGCUACGUUGGAUAUUCGAUAACAGAGUAAAUGUGAACUCAUUUAUUCACAGACGAUAGAUUUAUAUAAUCUGGAUAUCAUUUUAUGUAUUCAGGAUGGCUUUCCAAAAACAAAUAAGCAAAUCAGAUAACCAAGUUAUAAGAACACUAGGCCAAACCAUUACAAAAUAGUGAAAAACAUUGAACAAGUUUUUUAUUUAGGUUGUUAAUUGAAGAAACAACACAAGAGAAACAAAAGUGCUUAUUCAUUUAAAAUAAAAACUGAAAAUCAAACAUAAUGUGGUCCUUAAAAACAUAAAAA